Indicator indicator is the source of this 603-nucleotide messenger RNA. It is a transcript of the gene LHFPL6, whose product is annotated as LHFPL tetraspan subfamily member 6. The coding region runs from base 1 to 603 and encodes 200 amino acids. The record is from RefSeq and is a predicted model, not a curated record. Gene Ontology annotation, cellular component: membrane. Lineage: Eukaryota; Metazoa; Chordata; Aves; Piciformes; Indicatoridae. The transcript has 3 exons.
AUGGCCUCCAGCCUCACCUGUGCUGGUAUCAUCUGGGCUUUCCUCUCCUUCCUCUGUGCCGCUGCCUCCUGUGUGGGCUUCUUCAUGCCCUACUGGCUCUUGGGGUCUCAGCUGGAGAAGUCAGUUUCCUUUGGCACUUUCCGGAGGUGUUCCUACCCAGUGCGGGAUGAGAGCCGCCAGAUAACCGUGAUGGUGGAGCAGUGUGGUCGCUAUGCCUCGUUUCAGGCCAUCCCAAGUGCUGAAUGGAGGAUCUGCACAGUGGUGACGGGCCUGGGCUGUGGCCUGCUCCUCUUGGUUGCCCUGACAGCGCUCAUGGGCUGCUGUGUGUCUGAGCUCAUCUCCAGGACUGUGGGCAGGGUGGCAGGAGGCAUCCAGUUCUUGGGGGGUUUAUUGAUUGGCUCUGGUUGUGCCCUUUAUCCUCUUGGCUGGGACAGUGAAGAAGUCAGACAAACCUGUGGUAACCUUUCCAACCAAUUCGAAUUGGGGACCUGCCACAUCGGCUGGGCCUACUACUGCACGGGCGGGGGUGCAGCAGCAGCCAUGCUGGUGUGCACUUGGCUGGCCUGCUUCUCGGGCAAGAAGCAGAAGCAGUACCCCUACUGA